CGUCCCCUGGAUGGGACUUGGGUGCCCGGCGGCUGCUUUGUCCGCGGCUUCGUUCGCAACGAACGUGCCCGGCACCUGCCUCGCCAGCACCACGGACAGCUCUCUGGCUAGAAACUCCGGUGCCUGCAGUCCUUGCGAGCUUCCCUCCUGCAGCCGCUCCAAUCUGCUACGACCAGUCAGUCCCUUGGGAGAAACCAACCCAGGAUCAUGGAAGGAGAAUUCUGGAACCAAAGCGAUUUUAACGGCACCCAGCUGGCCUGCGGCGGCCCCAACAGCACCCAGGGGGCAAGAGGGGGCAAUCUGUGUCCUAGCGCUGGGGUCACUCCUUCCAUGAUCACAGCCGUCAUCAUCAUGGCUCUCUACUCCAUAGUGUGCGUGGUGGGACUCUUUGGCAACUUCUUGGUCAUGUAUGUCAUCAUCAGAUAUACCAAAAUGAAGACUGCAACCAACAUCUAUAUCUUCAACCUUGCCCUGGCAGAUGCCUUAGCAACAAGUACACUGCCAUUCCAAAGUGUGAAUUAUCUAUUGGGAACAUGGCCAUUUGGUACAACCAUUUGUAAGACUGUUAUCUCCAUAGACUACUACAAUAUGUUCACAAGCAUUUUCACUCUUUGCACUAUGAGUGUGGAUCGUUAUAUAGCAGUUUGUCACCCAGUCAAGGCUCUUGAUUUCCGCACUCCCAGAAAUGCCAAAAUUGUCAAUGUCUGCAACUGGAUUGUCUCUUCAGCUAUUGGUAUCCCAGUUAUGAUCAUGGCAACCACAAAAGAAAAUAAUGGAUCUAUUGAUUGCACCCUUGCAUUCUCUCACCCAACGUGGUACUGGGAUAAUCUGCUGAAAAUCUGUGUUUUCAUUUUUGCCUUUGUCAUGCCAGUCCUCAUCAUCACAGUAUGCUAUGGACUCAUGAUUUUACGCCUGAAGAGUGUCCGAAUGCUUUCUGGCUCCAAGGAGAAAGACAGAAAUCUCCGAAGGAUCACCAGAAUGGUCCUUGUGGUAGUAGCUGUUUUUAUAGUGUGCUGGACUCCCAUUCAUAUCUAUGUUAUCAUUAAUGCCUUGGUCCGUAUUCCAGAAACAACUUUCCAAACUGUAUCCUGGCACUUCUGCAUUGCAUUAGGGUACACAAAUAGCUGCCUUAAUCCCGUGCUUUAUGCAUUUCUAGAUGAAAACUUCAAAAGGUGUUUCAGAGAAUUCUGCAUCCCAACUACUUCAACAAUUGAACAACAAAACUCCACCCGCAUUCGACAAAACACUCAUGAACGUGCCUCCACUGCCAACACAGUGGAUAGGACUAACCAUCAGUUGGAACUUCUGGAAGCUGAAAACCACACUACUGCCGUGAUAGGGCCUCCUGCCAUGUAGCAGCCACAAGCCAGUGCCACUGAGUGGCCACACUGUUUGCAGUGGGAAUGUUUAGGAAACUGAUUUUCCUCUCCCUUUCCCAACCAAAGGCAAGUGCCUGCUUUUAAGAUCCAUCAGAAUGAUUUGCCUAAAUGGCAAAUUUCCAUGAUUCACCUCAAAAGCAAGUAACACACAAUAUGGUCAUGGAAAUGUUACACUCAUACUCUAGUAAAUUAAAAGAUAGCCACAAGAUAUGUACAGUUACUGGGACUGCCCUAUACAAUAUCCAGCUUACAGAACAAAAUUUCAUAAAAAGCAAAUAUUCAAGAUACAGGAAAAUGCUACCCUGACAGCAGUUACCACUUAAUGAAAAAGAGCAGUAGUAUAUCCAGUGCAAAAGGGUUUCAGUAAUCCUUUUUAUGUAAAGUUAUUUUGUUAAGCAGGAUUAUUUUCCAUAAAAAUAUUGCCAGCACAUCUUUCUCAGAAG
Heteronotia binoei (common prickly gecko) is the source of this 1822-nucleotide messenger RNA. RefSeq names its product opioid receptor mu 1 (gene OPRM1). Gene Ontology annotation, cellular component: neuron projection; membrane. The record is from RefSeq and is a predicted model, not a curated record. Gene Ontology annotation, molecular function: beta-endorphin receptor activity; neuropeptide binding; G-protein alpha-subunit binding. NCBI's taxonomy places the organism in Eukaryota, Metazoa, Chordata, Lepidosauria, Squamata, Gekkonidae. Gene Ontology annotation, biological process: neuropeptide signaling pathway; G protein-coupled opioid receptor signaling pathway; sensory perception of pain. The coding region runs from base 208 to 1356 and encodes 382 amino acids. The transcript is spliced from 4 exons.